AUGUACACAACCUCUUAAAUAAUUGUGUAUGCAAUUGUUGAUUAUAAUAACCAGCUUUAUAAUAUUUAAAUUGUUUAUAAGUUGUAUAAAAAAUAAUGGAGAUUGACACAAGUGAAGAAGUAGCUGACAAUUGUCCAACAAUAACCAUCAAUGAUUUUGCUCGACACGAACAGAUAGUCGUGGACAUUGAGGAUGUUGAGGAUGUUGAGGAUGAUGAUGAUGAUAAUGAUAUACCAAAAAAAUCAAAGGAUGCAUAUUUAAGAACAUACAAUAAUUUACAAACGUGGAAAAAAUCAAAUAACAUCACAGGUUGGUCAGAAGAUGUGUUACUAUUGUAUUUUGAAGAUGUUAAAAAAAUAUAUUCACCAAUUACACUGAAAGCAAUAUUUACUAGACUCAAAAUAACAAUUAAAAAAUAUCAUACAAUUGACAUUGGUCAUUAUGAACAAGUCAUGCAUUUUUUAAAACAAAAUGAACUAGGCUAUAAGCCAAAAAAAUCAUCAGUUUUUAAAGUAAAUGAAAUUAAAAAAUUCAUUGACACAGCUCCAGAUUAUUUAUAUUUAGCUCAUAAAGUUGGAAUGAUAUUGGGUGUAACUGGUGUUUGUCGAGGAACUGAUUUAUGGGCAUUAGAACUUAAAAAUAUAAAAUAUUUUGGAAAUAAUAAAUUAACAAUAACACUAUUCAACAAGGUAAAUCAAACUAAUCGUGUGUUUACACACAAAGGAGUAUGGAGUAACAACAUUAAAAAAUAUGUUGACUUACGUCCACAAAAUACAGAUACAUCAAGAUUAUUUUUAAAUUAUCAACAUGGAAAAUGCACAAAGCAACCAAUUGGUAAAAAUAAAAUUUCCAAGUGGCCAUGUCAAAUAGCUAAAUUCUUAAAAUUAGAAAAACCAGAAAUGUAUACAGGACAUGGUAUUCGUUCAACAAGUACUUCGUUAUUUGCAAAACGUAUUAAACAUAUUGGAAGCCAAAAAAAUUCUAAAAUAGCUUGUAUUCAAAGUUCUACUGGAAAACGUAAUUCUUUUUCAUCACCAACAUCACCAACAUCACCAACGACAUCAUCAUCAAAUAUUUAUCAAAAAAUUGUUGUACAAACAACACCAGUUGUUAAGGAUGAGAAUCUAAAAAUUAAUGAAACAAUUACCAACACAAAUAUUGACAGUCUAGAUGUUGAUCCAUUAAAUAUAAGUGAUUUAACACCACCAACACCAACACCAUCAUCAUCGUCAUCAUCAUCACAAUGUCAUGAUAAUUUUUCAACAUCAAUACCAACUUCACAAGAAACAAAUUAUCACUUUUCAAAGUGCAAUAAUUACUUUUCUGAUGAAACAAAUAGAGAAGAGUCAAAUACUUUGAAUGAUAAUCAAUUAAUAAAAUUAAUAUCUUCAGCAGAAUUAACAGAAAUCAAAGAUGAGCUUUGUGAUGAUAUUACAAUUAUUGAAAAUGAUAAUAAUUCAUCAGAAAAUAUCGUAAAUACUUUAUCAACAAAUUGUUCUGAAAAAAUUGAUGAAAUUCAAAAUAAUGUUACGACAAUUAAAAAAACAACACAAUCAUUAAUAAAUGAUAUAAUAACUGACAAACAAACAAAUAAAAAUGAUGAUGAUGAUAAUAAUUAUGCCAAAAAAGAGCAUGAAAUAAAAUUAAAAAUUUUAAAUCUUCAGCUUGAAAGAGCUGAAAUUCAAUUGCAAACAGCACGUAAUGAUUUAAAUUAUUCAGAAAUUAAUAUCAAGCUAAUUAAAGCCAAGGCUAAUAAUUAUUCAUUGUAAUUAAAUUAUUUUUUUAUUUAUUGUAUUAUUAGCUACUAGCAUAUUUACUUUGUACCAGAAACAACCAUAAAUAAAAAUUCAGGAAAAUUUCAA
Molecule: messenger RNA, 1862 nt
Organism: Aphidius gifuensis
Lineage: Eukaryota; Metazoa; Arthropoda; Insecta; Hymenoptera; Braconidae
Exons: 2
Coding region: 96-1769 (557 amino acids)
Biological process (GO): DNA integration; DNA recombination
Molecular function (GO): DNA binding
Source: RefSeq, a predicted model, not a curated record